AUGAGCCCGGCAAAGAAAGACACUGCCGCGCAGGACAAGAGCUCUACCAUAGAGGCUGGCCAUGAUGGGACCUUGAGCCCUGUUGCUUCCAUUCAAUCAGUACACCAGCAACCGCCUGAUCUCUUCGACGACGCCAACAGUGAAGUCAAUUUCCGUGGUGUUUCCUGGCAAGGCGCCGCUGUCCUCGUUACGAAGGUCCAAAUUGGACUCGGGGUCUUGAGUCUCCCCUCCACCUUCCACGUUCUGGGCUUCUUUCCCGGCAUCUUUUGUUUUAUUAUCCUGGCUAUGAUCUCGACUGUGGCCGGCUAUGUAUGUGGGAAUGCUAGGCAGUACUACCCCCAUAUGCACAGCAUUGGGGAUGCCGCCGAGAUGCUCUUCGGGGAGACAGGCAGGGAGGUCGUUGGGAUCAUCUACUACAUCUACCUUGCCCUGGUAGCUGGUGCAGGAAUGCUCACAACAUCAGCAUCGUUAAAUGCCCUAUCUGAGCACGGAGCCUGCACCACCGUCUUCCUCGGCGUUACCUGCGCCGCCUCCUUCAUCAUCGGGACAGGCUUCAGGUCUCUAGAGAAAGUCUCCUGGCUGAGCUGGCUAGGCGUGGCCGGAAUCAUCAUUUCCAUCUGGAUCACCGCAAUCGCAUGCCUCACCCAAGACCGGCCUGCCGUGGCUCCUGCAGAUGGCUCCAUCGAUCUUGAUAUCCGUGUUCUCCCGCAAACGACCUUUCUCAAGGCAAUGGGCGCCAUCUCGACUCAGUUAUUUGCCGUCGGUGGAUCUGGGACAUUCUUCACCUUUGCUGCUGAAAUGAAGCACCCUCACCUCUUCACCAGGUCGCUGCUUUGCGGCCAGACUUUUAUUGUUGCAACGAAUAUCGUGAUCGGGUCGAUUGUCUAUGGCAAGGUUGGCCAGUAUAUCGCAAGCCCUGCCCUAGGCUCAGCAGGUCCUCUUAUCAAAAAGAUAUCCUACGGCAUUGCGCUACCAGGGCUGUUAGUGACUGCAGUCUUAUGGAGUCAUAUCGCAGCCAAAUAUUCAUUCGUGAGGAUCCUACGAGGGACACGCCAUCUCCAGUCAAAUACCACCCAGCAUUGGGCCGUCUGGGCUGGCUCGAUGGCCGUCACCGUCGUUUUCGGCUUCAUCAUUGUCGGCGUCGUUCCCUUCUUCGACGACUUCCUAAGCCUCGUCGGGGCUCUUUUCAAUCCGGUCUUCACUAACGUUAUUCCCGGCUUCAUGCUCUUAUUCUUCAUUGCAAGACAGCCCGUUAAAGCCAUUCAAGGAGGCCCACAUCCGAGCCUGAGCCUUUCGCAGUCCUCGUCCGCAAAUCACUGGCUCGUUGACUCCUACCUGGUUGCGAGGGGCGGCUGGAAAGCCUGGAAAUAUGCCCUUGGCUUCACGCUCGCUUGGUUCAUGGUCGUCUCCGGCUUUCUGAUUAUGGUUGGGGGUACUUAUGCAACUGUUCUGAGUAUCGAGGCUGCUUAUGGCGAUGGCAGCAUCACGGGCGUGUUCUCUUGCGUUGAUAACUCCUAG
Messenger RNA from Aspergillus puulaauensis, 1518 nucleotides. RefSeq lists its product as uncharacterized. The transcript has a single exon. The coding region runs from base 1 to 1518 and encodes 505 amino acids. The record is from RefSeq and is a predicted model, not a curated record. Gene Ontology annotation, biological process: amino acid transmembrane transport. Gene Ontology annotation, cellular component: vacuolar membrane. Gene Ontology annotation, molecular function: amino acid transmembrane transporter activity. Lineage: Eukaryota; Fungi; Ascomycota; Eurotiomycetes; Eurotiales; Aspergillaceae.